Molecule: messenger RNA, 831 nt
Organism: Clonostachys solani
Lineage: Eukaryota; Fungi; Ascomycota; Sordariomycetes; Hypocreales; Bionectriaceae
Source: the annotation of a GenBank genome assembly
AUGUCGGAAGAGCUCCAGGAUGAGGUAGAGGCCAUCAAUUCCAUCUACGGCGAGGGGACGCUCUCCCCCGCCUCGGAGGACUCGUCCGAGUACAUCCUCAACCUGCCGGGCGGCGCGUCGUCGCUGCGGCUGCGGUUCCCGGCGCCGUACCCGGAGGCGCCGCCCGAGGUCCUGGGCACGCACCACAGCUCGGGCGGGAGGAAGGGCGCCGGGGCCAGGGACCUCGCGCUGUUCGUGGAUGCGCUGGGGAAUGCGUUCCAGCCGGGGGUUGUAUGCCUGUUCGACUCUGUCGAGGAGUUCUCGAGGCGGUACGAGGAGGAGGUGGCGGCCGUCGUCGAGGAGGAGGAGGGGUUAGGAGAAGCAGAGCACGAGGAUGGGGGCGAGCCGGAGCUGGAUCUGGCGUCGCUGCCCACCCCGCCGUGGACGCUGUCGGAGCUCAUCGUGGACAGCAGGUCGACGUUCCUGGCCCACGUGGCGCCCGUGAGGUCCCCGGAGCAGGCGAGGCUAUACGUCGCGCAGCUGCUGGCGUCGGAUAGGAGGAUCCGGUCGGCGACGCACAACAUGACUGCGUGGCGGAUCCGCGGGGAGGGGGGCGCGAGCUACCAGGACUGCGAUGACGAUGGGGAGACGGCGGCUGGGGGCCGGCUGCUUCAUCUCAUGCAGCUGAUGGAGCUGUGGGAUGCCAUGGUGGUGGUUACGAGGUGGUAUGGAGGGGUGAAGCUGGGGCCGAGGCGGUUUGCGGUCAUCAACGCUGCGGCGCGGGAUGGGUUUGUGAGGGCGGGCAUGGUGGUUGAGAAGGACAAGGAAAAGGAUAAGAAAAAAGGAAAAUGA